CAAAGGUUCGCUGAUACGCUUAGUCUUCGUACUUUCAAACAGGUGUGCAUGUUUAAAUUUUCGCGAUCGGUGGUGUAGGUACAUGUGAGUUUUUUUUGUUUGUGAAGUGCAUACUUUGGGGGAGUUUGGUUUUUCUUUAAGUAGAUUUUUUUAGUGUGGUAAACCCCAUUCAAAAUGACUGAGGGUCCUAGUGACCUCGAGCUGCGUCGUAGGCAGUUCAAAAAUCAAAUGUCGACAGUGCAGACAAGAAGACAGCAAGCCGUAUGUGUCAGAAGGGCGCACAAAAGAUAUGGCACCAAAAGUAGCCCAUACGUCAUCCUGGACGGGCUUAAUAUGACUGUACCAAAAGGCUGUAUAUAUGGAUUAUUAGGAGCCAGUGGUUGCGGAAAGACCACAUUACUUAAUUGUAUUGUAGGAAGAAAAAGACUUAAUUCAGGGGAAAUUUGGGUUUUGGGUGGUACCCCUGGAUCUAGAGGUAGUGGAGUUCCAGGACCUAGAAUAGGAUACAUGCCUCAGGAAAUCGCUUUGUACGGUGAAUUCACCAUAAGGGAGACCCUCAAAUACUUCGGUUGGAUAUCAGGGUUAACCACAGAGCAAGUGGAAGAAAGAUUGCAGUUCUACAUAGACUUUUUGAUGCUGCCACACGCAGACAGACAAGUGAAGAAUCUUAGCGGGGGUCAACAAAGAAGAGUCUCGUUGGCCGCCACAUUGGUCCACGAGCCUGAACUUCUGAUCCUGGACGAACCCACUGUUGGAGUUGACCCUCUGCUCAGACAGAACAUCUGGAAACAUCUAGUCGACAUUACCAAAGGUGGUAAAACUACGGUUAUUAUAACCACCCAUUAUAUAGAUGAGACCAGGCAGGCCCAUUUGAUUGGACUUAUGCGUGGAGGCUACUUUUUGGCAGAAGAAUCUCCUGAACGACUGAUAAGAAACUUUGGCUGUGACAGUUUGGAAGACGUUUUCUUGAAGCUGUCCGUGAUGCAGAACAGGGGCAAACGAAGACGUUCUAGCAUCUCGCAAAGCGUUACCGACGUGAUUACGGUUCCGGUUGGUGCAAUCAACGAAGCAGCCGUCAUUGAUGAGGGAGAGGUCUGCGAAAUAUCGGGAGAAUUCGGUGACAAUGUGUCUAUGUCCAGUAGAGGAGGUAACAAACUGCCAAGGAGAGUCUCCAUUGCCCCUGAACCCACUGAAGUCAUCCAGCCAGAGUUGCCACCAGAAGAAGAGCCCCCAAAAACCUUCAAAGACUACCUAAGCAUAGUGAAGUUCAGUCAUAUGAAAGCUUUGGUUUGGAAGAACUUCUUGUGGAUGUGGAGGAAUGCUCCUGUUAUGUGUUUCAUCAUCGGUUUACCAGUCAUGCAAACCAUUCUUUUCUGCUAUUCGAUCGGUCACGAUCCAAAGGGAAUAACACUGUCUGUUAUUAAUAACGAAAUUAACUACCCCAACGAACAUUGCUCAUGGACGCCUGGAUGUAAUAGCACUAAACUGAGUUGUAACUAUUUAGAUACACUGGAGAAAAACUAUACUAUGAAACUGGAAUAUUUUGAUAGUGAAGAAGGCGCUCGGAAUAGCGUGGUCAGAGGAAACACCUGGGGAAUGUUAUUGGUACACGAAAACUUUUCAGACGCCAUAAGGUCCAGAGUGUUGGAAGGAAAAGACGUGCCAGAAUGGGACCUUAGAGCUUCUACUAUCGAAAUACAUGCAGAUAAAUCAAAUGAGAAUAUUGCCACCUUUUUGACCAGAGAUGUGUACUUUGGCUUCGAAAAGUUCUUCAAAGGUUAUCUGGAAUCUUGUGAGAUCCCUCCAGAAAUUGCAUCAAUUCCCAUAAGGUGGAAUACCCCUAUAUAUGGAUCCAACGUUCCAGAUUUCACCAACUUUGCAGCUCCAGGAGUGAUUAUAACAAUCAUCUAUUUUAUGGCAGUGGCCCUCACAUCUGGGGCCAUGUUGCUGGAAAGAAACGAAGGAAUCCUGGAAAGAUCUUUGGUUAACGGUAUCACAGGCAUGGAGACCUUAUUCUCCCACGUCAUCACGCAAUUCGUUGUGAUGGUGGGUCAAACUGCUUUCGUGCUCUUUUUUGCCUUCAUCAUUUAUAAUUUAACGCAAAACGGAAGCUGGAUCCUAAUCAUUGCACUAACACUGCUGGGUGGUUUAUGUGGAAUGUCGUACGGUUUCGUGGUUGCUUGUUGUUGCGAGAACGAACGUUCGGCCACAUACAUGGCCUUGGGAAGCUUCCUGCCAAUAGUGAUGCUUUGCGGGAUCGUCUGGCCAAUAGAAUCGAUGAACCAGUAUUUGAAAUACAUCUCGGUCGUAUUACCAUUGACGCAGGCCACGGAAAGUAUGAGGUGUAUAAUUUCGAGGGGUUGGAGUAUUGAUAACCCCGUCGUUUAUCAGGGUUUCUUUUCUAUUACUAUUUGGAUUCUAGUUUUCCUUAGUACUAGCGUUUUGGUGUUGAAAUUUAGAAAGGGUUAAUAUGUUUACUAUUUAUUGUGAUUAUUGUUGUUGUCAUAAGGUGAGUUAGUUAGGUAUUUAAUUAUUGUUUUGUAUGUUGAUGUGUCAAUAAAAAUAUAAAAUGAUA
Molecule: messenger RNA, 2575 nt
Organism: Brassicogethes aeneus
Lineage: Eukaryota; Metazoa; Arthropoda; Insecta; Coleoptera; Nitidulidae
Source: the annotation of a GenBank genome assembly